This is a messenger RNA of Rhineura floridana, 6114 nucleotides long. It is a transcript of the gene IRF4, whose product is annotated as interferon regulatory factor 4. Gene Ontology annotation, molecular function: DNA-binding transcription factor activity, RNA polymerase II-specific; protein binding; RNA polymerase II cis-regulatory region sequence-specific DNA binding. The record is from RefSeq and is a predicted model, not a curated record. The annotation marks the transcript as partial. Gene Ontology annotation, biological process: immune system process; regulation of transcription by RNA polymerase II. Gene Ontology annotation, cellular component: nucleus. NCBI's taxonomy places the organism in Eukaryota, Metazoa, Chordata, Lepidosauria, Squamata, Rhineuridae. The transcript has 9 exons.
UUUCCCUCCCCCCCACCGAGUACCGCAGUUCCUUCCCCUCCAUCGCUUCGAGAAAACGGUGCGGCGCUGAUCCUUCCCCAAGCUCUGAAGGGGGGGGGAGAGAGGGGAGGAGGCGAGGGCGGCUGGGCGCGUGGCAGGAACAGCGGCAUCCGCAGCGCCAGCGAGGGCAGCGGCGGCGGGAUGAGCUCGGUGAGCUGCGGCAACGGGAAACUCCGACAGUGGCUGAUCGAACAGAUUGACAGCGGCAAGUACCCGGGCCUGGUGUGGGAGAACGACGAGAAGAGCAUCUUUCGCAUUCCCUGGAAGCACGCGGGCAAACAAGACUACAACCGCGAUGAGGACGCAGCUCUUUUCAAGGCUUGGGCUCUAUUUAAAGGAAAGUUCAGAGAAGGCAUUGAUAAGCCAGACCCUCCCACUUGGAAGACAAGGCUGCGAUGUGCUUUGAACAAGAGCAAUGACUUUGAAGAACUGGUUGAAAGAAGCCAGCUGGAUAUAUCAGACCCUUAUAAAGUGUACAGAAUAGUUCCAGAAGGUGCAAAAAAAGGAGCAAAACAGCUUAGCAUGGAAGAUCCACAAAUGAUUAUGAAUAAUCCUUACACCAUGAAUUCAUCAUACCCUCCACUACAGUCUCAGGUGCCAAGUUACAUGAUGUCUCAUGACCGUAACUGGAGAGACUAUAUAGAAGAGCAGUCACACCCUGAUAUCUCCUACCAGUGUGCAAGUGUUCCUUUUGCAGCUCGUAAUCAUCAUUGGCAAAGUACAGUGUGUCAGAAUGGUUGUCAGGUGACUGGAACCUUUUACGCUUGUGCACACCCUGAGGCACAGACUCCUGGGAUCCCAACAGAGCCAAGCAUAAGGUCUGGUGAAGCUCUUCCAUUGUCAGAUUGUCGAUUACGUAUCUGUCUAUAUUACUAUGAAACUCUUGUAAAAGAAGUCACAACAUCAAGUACUGAGGGCUGUAGAAUAUCUCAUGGACAAAGUUAUGAAGUCAGCAGGCUGGAUGAAGUUCUUUUCCCUUAUCCGGAAGAUCAUAAUCAGAGGAAAAUAACUGAAAAAUCCCUAAGCCAUCUAGAAGGGGGAGUGAUACUCUGGAUGACAUCUGAUGGACUAUACGCUAAGAGACUUUGUCAAAGCAGGAUCUACUGGGAUGGGCCUCUGGCAUUUUGCAAUGACAGACCUAACAAACUGGAAAGAGAGCAGACAUGCAAACUUUUUGAUACUCAGCAAUUUUUAUCAGAACUACAAGCAUUUGCUCACCAUGGGCGGCCAUUGCCUAGAUUCCAAAUUGUGUUGUGUUUUGGAGAAGAGUUUCCAGAUCCACAAAGGCAGAGAAAAAUUACAGCCCAUGUUGAGCCAAUGUUUGCAAGGCAGCUAUAUUACUUUGCACAGCAAAACACUGGACCUUUUCUAAGAGGCUAUGAUAUAUCAGAACAAGUCACCAGUUCAGAAGAUUACCACCGAUCUAUCCCUCAUUCCUCUGUUCAAGAGUAAGCAUAUGAAAAUUGGUGCCUGAAGCACAAUUUUGGAAGUUAUGAAUAAUAUGUGAAUCACUGGAUCACAGUUACAGGAUAUAAAUCAGUGCUUUCACCCAGGAAAUGAAGAAGAACAAAAUCAUUCAAAGAAUGGAUAUCGGCAAGCCUAAAAAUAUUUUACAGUGGACACAUGGCCUCUUCCCUCCAUCUUUUGGAUUGCUUUACCUCAGAUUCUGCUGCUGGGGUUAGGUGUGAAAACUGACAAAAUAUUUGAUAUGUUUACAUGUUCUUAAAUGAGGGCAGUGUCUUGUAGAUGACUUGAACUUAUUUCAGACUCUUAAUUAUUUAUUUGAUUAGAAAUCUCAGGGCAGGAAUUUUUAGACUGAAGCAACAGUUUACUAUGAUACAAGAUGGCACUCAAAAAUAUGUUAUUCUUUGAAGUGGAAUUAUUUUGUGAUUUUUAUAAAAGUAUGCUAUUUUUUAGAAGUCUACACAGUUUUUCAAGAAAGUUGCAGUGUGUAAGUUUUUUUAAAAGUAAUAUAAUUCCUGACAUUCUCAUAAUUUUCAAAUUUUAUAUUGUUACUGUUUGGAGCACAUUCUGCACAAUCCAUCAGGAGUAUUCUUAGGAUAAAUAUUUUAUUAUCAUACUAUGUUAUUUAUAUCAUUAUUUCAUUUUUAUAAAGUUUAUGUUAAGCUCAGUAAGCAAUAAAAUCUCCCUAACAAUCACUGGAUUUGUAGUGCAAUCCUAUACAUGUCUACUCAGAUGUAAGCCCCAUUCAGUUCAGUGGUACUUACUCCCAGGUACAUAUGUAUAGUAUUGCAGACACAGGCAUCUUAAAAAAAACCCACCCAAACACAUAUUUGCACAGAAUUUAGGGCAAAUCCGUGUAGACUAAUAUCCACACCAACUGAGAACUCCCUUACAAGUGCACGGCAGUUUAAUUUGUGCCAUCUAAGUACUGAAAACAGUGUUUGAACUAAUUCUCAGUUGACUUUAUUGUCACAAUUAUUUCUUUUGAGUGAUAAUGUUGAGAGACAUGGGCCUUAAUUCAGCACAGAGUUAAGUAUACCAGUUACUGAAGGGUAGUUAGUUACCUAAGUAACUAUGUGACCUUGAGUGAUUUCUGUCACUGUUUUAUUCUUACAAUAAAGGAAGGACUGUAAUUUCAGGUUACUGUGUUGCUUAUUGCUUGGUCAGACAUAUUCAUAUGUAGUGUAGGGGAAAAGCUGUAGUUACCGGAAGAAGUAUCAAAGCGGAAUUCUGAAUGAAUCAUAGGAAAUAGUCAUCAUGAUCCCAUCCUUCCUUAAAACUAGUUGUGUCUUUCUUUUCUGUACUGAAGUAUAUUCCGCUCUCCAGUUAAAAGGGUAUUCAACUUGAAUUUCUAAUCAGGGACAAAUUGUAUAUUUUUAUACAAUUGGCAGGAGACUCAUGUUCUAAAUCUCCCUGAAUUUAUACAUCUUAAAGAUGCAUACUGCCAUGGGAUAUAGUAUCCAUUUUCUGCCCCUGCUAACAAGCCAGUCCAUAGUCUGGCACAUUUUUCUUGAUAUAUUUAGGCUGCAAUCCUUAACACACUCAAUAGAGAGUAAGUUCCACUGACAUAGGGGGACUUACGUCUGAGUAAACAUGCAUAUGAUUGCACUAUUCAUUUUCUUUAAUUUGAAAAAAGAAUUGAUAGGCCCUAUGUAGCUGUUCUGUUAUUUUCAUGUAUGUACAUAUAUAGUGUUGAUGCAUUCUGCAAACAAGCACAAUUUCUUUUUGUAUGUGGCUUUUCUUGUGCUUGCAGCCCAGUUUCUUCUGGUUGGUUUUAUCAAACAGUGAUAAAACAGAAGAUUUGUAAUUCUAAUAUGAAGGUCAGCUUGUAUUUAGUUCUUAAAGGUUUGAUGACUACACUUUUUUCUCAUAAGGCAGAGUGUGAAAUUUAUUUGAAUAGCACACUGGUUCGAAAUUCAUUACUUGGAAGGCAGUCCUUUGGCUUUGAAUGGAAUAUAUUUUCAAGUGGUGCAAAAAACACUUCAGGUGAGAAUUGUAGAAUAAAUGUAUGUACAUGAAUAUGCUGGUCCAUGCUUAAAAAUACUUCAUAGUGGAUUUGAAUAUUUUUGUUAUCUAAGGUGGCAUACAGGUGUGCAUAACAUGAGGAAUUUUUCUAUAUGUUUCCUCCUACAAAUAAGGAACUUAACCAAUGGCCAUGUGAAUGAAUGCUCAUGCUGUUAAGAGGCCUUUUUUAUUUUAUUUUACAAAAGAGGUGAACUGUCCACUUGAAGGAGAAGGGGUAAGGCAGGCAAGAAACAGGCAAGGCACUUUGCUGUCUAGUACAUCUUUGAAAGGGGUUUUAAAGGCAUGGAAAGCCAGGCCUGAACUGUGGGAGAUAACAUCAGCAACCUUGAUUUUCAAGAUAUGUCUGCAUAGAGCCUAAUAUUCAGUAUAGGCAUUGUAGAGGUUAUUGAGAACCAAUUUGUGUUUUGAAUAUCCAAGGCAGAAGGGAGUGCCUUUUCCUUCUGAUUCUGAUUUGCUAAUUGGUCUUUCAAAAAUAACUUAGUUUCUUAUCCGGAUUCUUGCAUGCAUGUGAUUUUUAGCAUUAGAUGGACGCUCAACAUUAGCUAUUUGUUUUAGGAUUGCCAAUACAUCUUGUGACAGAAGCUCUUGAGUCAAGAUAUGGACAGGAAAAGCUGUGCAGCUGUGAUAGAUGUGCCACAGUUGGCAAUGGAGUUGGGAACUAUAAUCUAUGUAAACUGCUUUGUCCUAAUCCAGACAAAGUAAAACACUUACUAUUCAGUUGGAUAUAGGCGGGCCCUGCUUAUAUGGCAGGUUCCGUUCCGGACCCCUGCUGUAAAGCGGAAAUUGGCGUAAAGCGGAACCCCAUUGAGUAUAAUGGGGCGUGUCACGCAAAAAAUGAUGCGAAAAUGCCGCAAAAUGCCGCAAAAGCGCAAAAUCGGCUUUAAAACGGGGAAUGAAAGCUGCCGCAUUGGCGGAACGCCGGGAAGCGGGGCCCUACUUUAAUUAGGUUCAGUCUAUAUGCUACAUGGAAAUGUAGAUAAAGCCACAACAUUUGUUUAUACUUAAAUGCAAAGGAGCUUUGGAAGGCUGUGAUUUUGAGCCAAGGAAGGGAAAGCAGCCUGCUGAACCCUUCUGCUCCUGGCCAUUUACACUCAAGAGCUCCCUCUCCAGUUGCCCUCCCCUCCCCCACACAGUGUUUCACGUGUGUGCCCUACUCACAUCUGGAACACUUUGGGGAGAAAAGCUAAAAUUGCUGUCAAGAAAGGGUUAAGCAACUCUUUUUCCACUCACCCACCCUUCAUUCAAAUUCUGCUCAUCAAUUUGAUGCUGCUUGUCAAUUUAAAGAGAUAUCAGGGCUUUGUUACAGAGAUUUCUGUGUAAUGUGUAGUUUGCCCUGAAGCAAAAAUGUAAAUCUCUAAAUAAGACUUCAAACUACUUGGGAUUGGUUGUAUCAUGCCUUCUAUAUUGUUUUGAGGUGCAGUAUUUACAAUUUCUAACUACAUUUUCUUUGAACCAAGUUCCACAGAUCCUAAUGAAACUUCAUUUUAAGUACUUGAGUUCACAGAUAAGCUAAGCAUAUUUACUUGUAUUUAAGUUCCACUGUGUUUGGCAAGGUAAAGUCUUCUCCUAGGUAACGUCUUCACUUUACCCUUGAAAUCAACAAGAUUGCUUAACAUUGCCUGGAUCAUAUCCAGGCUGAGCAAUCCAAUUUAUGGGAGGCUGGCAGGAGCAAAGCUGGCGGAGAUGGAGCUGAUGGGAGGGGCCACCACAUCCAGCUGCCACUCAGAGGCCUCUUGGAGGGAAGGGCACCGAUUACGCCGGCAGGGCACAGCAGGAGGAAACAAAAUACAUUUCCUUCCGCCACCCCUUUCCCGGAGUACCAGCUGCCGGGACAGAUUGCUGCAGCAGCUAGCUGAAUGAAACCUGGAUAUCGCAUAGAUCCCCCCCCUUGGCCCUUCCUCCAACAAGUUCCUGGAAUGCCCCUUUUGUAGGCCUUCCACUGGCUUCCUUUAUGCUGGGCUUGGCUUCUCCGGUGGACCUCCAGCUGAUGAGGGGCUUAUGCCGACAUAGACCGGCCGAGCUGGGACCCAGCUGACCCAGCCAGAGGUCUGCCAUAUCCAACUCCCCUCAGCCUUGGGUCAACAGCAGUUAUAAUGUGCCCUUAGUGUAUGAGUUUAUAUGAAACAAAUACUGCACAAGUUUAUAAGACUGGUGAUUGUAGGGCAAUCUAUGGAUUAACUAGAAUCAACCUUGGGCUUUGAAUAGUUUGUGUAGACUGUUUCUGUGCUGAAUGCUGUCUCCUUGCCUCUUAAGACUGCUUUUUAAAAGAUUACUACAAACAGAAUGAUACUCUUUUUGUAUAGCAUCUAAUGCACCAAAUACCAGAAAAUAUAGAAAAGUUUGUGUUUACAUUUUUGUGCAAAGAAAGCAACAAACAAUGUGGAAAUGGUCCAAUAAGAAGCAUAGCAUUGAUUAAGAAGGUGGGUGGACUAUUGAACAGGGUCAGUGUUUAUUAAUAGUCAGAAAACUGGCUUUGUUUUAUUUAUAACCAGUGGGAGUCAGUAUUCUAACUAUUCUAUUACUACCCUCCUUUGUUGCUUACAAGAGAAAAUAAAGCUGGAAAUGUUUGUUAACAAAUAACUAUAG